AAACGUCAAUAAUAAUUAGGGUAAAGCAAAGAUAGUGAAGCAGAGCCGCAAAAACAUUUUCUCAAAAUCAACGAAGAUAGAUUCAGAUCGGAAACGUAAGAACGAUUCGGUCUCCUCCACAGAUCGAACAUUGAAAGAGAAGAAAGACGAUCAUCACCAUCACCAUCACAACAAGCAUCGGAAGAAGAGCAAGAUGGCGUCGAGAGACCAAGUUAAGGCAUCGCACAUUUUGAUUAAGCAUCAAGGAUCUCGGAGGAAGGCGUCGUGGAAGGAUCCAGAAGGGAAAAUCAUCUUGACUACCACUAGAGAAGCCGCCGUUGAGCAGCUUAAGUCGAUCCGUGAAGAUAUUGUCUCCGGGAAGGCGAACUUCGAAGAAGUGGCGACUCGUGUUUCUGACUGUAGCUCUGCUAAACGCGGCGGCGAUCUUGGUCCCUUUGGUCGAGGUCAAAUGCAGAAACCAUUUGAGGAAGCGACUUACGCACUCAAGGUGGGAGAUAUAAGCGACAUUGUCGAUACAGAUAGUGGAGUCCACAUCAUUAAGAGAACAGCUUGACCUGAUCCGAUCUAAUAAAUGUAUCGAAGGUGCCAGCUUUGUUUCCCUUCUCUUCUUGACCAGAAGAACAUAGAAGAAGAAGAAUAAGAAGAAGUUAAUUCAAGGUUAUUGUUAUUGUGGUUUUGAUUCGGAAACUGUCUACGAAUUUGAUACAAACAACCCAAACAUAUGAUAAAACCAGACACUCUAUCUCAUUUCUUCUUAAAGCUUCAUAAGCACAUUCCAUGUCGUAGACAGUGAUUUGUAUAAUCAUAUUUCAGUAUCUUUGUCAUAUGUUACUGCAACAUUCUGGCAUCUUUUUUAGUGUUGUCAUUUUGCUCUUAAACUUUUGAUAA
This is a messenger RNA of Arabidopsis lyrata subsp. lyrata, 888 nucleotides long. Its product is annotated as peptidyl-prolyl cis-trans isomerase Pin1. Bases 194 to 553 code for a protein of 119 amino acids. The record is from RefSeq and is a predicted model, not a curated record. NCBI's taxonomy places the organism in Eukaryota, Viridiplantae, Streptophyta, Magnoliopsida, Brassicales, Brassicaceae. The transcript is spliced from 2 exons. Gene Ontology annotation, molecular function: peptidyl-prolyl cis-trans isomerase activity. Gene Ontology annotation, cellular component: nucleus; cytosol.